CCGGGUAGGCUCGGGUCGCCGUGGCGGGCGCGGAGACUGCCUCCGGCCGACCUCCGGUUCCGCCGGCCGUGGCGGUGGCUACAGCCACUCAAGAGACAUCACAUUUCCUUGAAGCGGAUAUAACCUAAAGAGUUUUGAAGGGAGCUAAGACAUAAAUACUUGUGAUGCUUUGAAGGCCAAACUGAAGCAGAGGGAGCGGAACUCUUUGGUUUGUCUGAGAAGGAAGUGAACAUCAUGGAUCAAAACAACAGCUUGCCGCCUUAUGCCCAGGGCUUGGCCUCUCCUCAGGGUGCCAUGACUCCUGGAAUUCCUAUCUUUAGCCCAAUGAUGCCCUAUGGUACAGGACUGACUCCCCAACCUGUCCAGAGCACUAGCAGUCUUUCUAUUCUGGAAGAGCAGCAGAGGCAACAGCAGCAGCAGCAGCAGCAGCAGCAAGCUGCCCAACAGUCCACAUCUCAGCAAGCAACGCAGGGAACUUCUGGCCAAACCCCACAGCUCUUCCAUUCACAGACUCUUACCACGGCACCUCUGCCGGGCACUACGCCCUUGUAUCCUUCCCCAAUGACCCCCAUGACCCCCAUUACACCAGCCACACCUGCAUCCGAAAGCUCUGGAAUUGUACCGCAGCUACAGAACAUUGUAUCCACAGUGAACCUUGGUUGUAAACUCGACCUAAAAACCAUUGCACUUCGUGCCCGAAAUGCUGAAUACAAUCCUAAGCGUUUCGCCGCAGUCAUCAUGAGAAUAAGAGAGCCAAGAACUACUGCCCUUAUUUUCAGUUCUGGGAAGAUGGUAUGCACAGGAGCUAAAAGUGAAGAACAGUCCAGAUUAGCAGCCAGGAAAUAUGCCAGAGUUGUACAGAAAUUGGGCUUUCCAGCCAAGUUCUUGGAUUUUAAGAUUCAAAAUAUGGUGGGGAGCUGCGAUGUGAAGUUUCCCAUAAGAUUAGAAGGGCUGGUACUAACACAUCAACAAUUUAGCAGUUAUGAGCCAGAGUUAUUUCCUGGACUAAUCUACAGAAUGAUCAAGCCCAGAAUUGUCCUGCUUAUUUUUGUUUCAGGAAAAGUUGUAUUAACUGGUGCUAAGGUCAGAGCAGAGAUAUAUGAAGCAUUUGAAAACAUUUACCCUAUUCUAAAAGGAUUCAGGAAAACAACGUAACUGUUUUCUCACAUUUGUAUUUUUUUUUUACAAGUUGUCUUGGUACAUUACAUGGUGUUAUUGUGUACGGCACAGAAGUGAGAUGGACUUUGAGUUGCAAACUGCAACACUUAAGAUACUUUUCUAGUGCCUAUUUCCUGGCACUGUUGAAGAAACUGUAUUAUUUCUUACAGAGAACAUCUAUGCGGCGUACUGUGAGUUGCUUUUAUGGAGCUGUUUUGGAGCAGCACUGUCCAUUUAUUUAUGUUUAGAUUUUAAACACUUUUAUCCUCAAUUGGAAUUCACAAGUUGGUUUAAAAGGCAAAAACUAUGUUACUAAGUGUUAAAAACUACUUCCAUUGUUGGGGGGGGGUUUGUUUUAAACUUUCACCCAUAAACCAUAAUUUUUAUAUUUCUACCAUAAAAUGAAACCUUUUUAAAAGUGUUUAUUUCUGAUUUAUAACUUAAAAGGGUUUUGUUUUUGUUUUGUGCCACACAUUCCCUUUCCAGUGUUGCAGGACAAAAUAGACGUAUUAAUAGAAGCUUGGCUGUACAUAUUCUUCUUUUGAGACCAGAACUGUCAUAUUUCUUCAGAGCACUCUGUACAAUAAAUGCUGUUUAUACAAGUGUGA
Messenger RNA from Trichosurus vulpecula (common brushtail), 1766 nucleotides. RefSeq names its product TATA-box binding protein (gene TBP). Gene Ontology annotation, molecular function: DNA binding; RNA polymerase II general transcription initiation factor activity. Bases 235 to 1155 code for a protein of 306 amino acids. Lineage: Eukaryota; Metazoa; Chordata; Mammalia; Diprotodontia; Phalangeridae. The transcript is spliced from 8 exons. Gene Ontology annotation, biological process: DNA-templated transcription initiation. The record is from RefSeq and is a predicted model, not a curated record.